Messenger RNA from Trichomonas vaginalis G3, 2484 nucleotides. RefSeq names its product antigen BSP-related family. The transcript has a single exon. Bases 1 to 2484 code for a protein of 827 amino acids. The record is from RefSeq and is a predicted model, not a curated record. NCBI's taxonomy places the organism in Eukaryota, Parabasalia, Trichomonadida, Trichomonadidae.
AUGUUUUUUGUCCUUAGCUCUCUUAUUAGAUCUGCUCCAACAUAUACUGUUGAUGGUAAAACAUUGACCAUUAACGGUGAUGGCAUAAUCGAGCAAAGUGAUGUCCAGAAAAACAUUCCCGCAGAUUGCGAAAAAGUUAUCAUUCAAGGUGAUAUUUCCGAAAUCGGAAAUUAUGCCUUCAACAGCUCAAACUCUCUUGUUACAGUCGAAAUUACCGCCCCAAUUAUCAGAAUUGGAAACGGUUCUUUCUUCCACUGUAAUAAGUUAGUCAAUUUCACCAACCCACCAACAUGCCAAUAUGUUGGCGACCAGGCAUUCAGAUUUUGCUACUCAUUAGUCACCUUCACAUCCACAAAAACAACAUAUUACUACGGUAAAUACUGUUUUGAUUCAGAUGAAGCCCUCCAAAGGUUCGAUGUCUUCGAACAUCCAGAUGCAAAAGACCCAACAGAAACCGUUCGGAUCGGCUACAAUUGCUUCAAUGGCUGCAAGCAUUUGAUCGAAUUAUUCUUACCACCUACCCUCACAGAAAUUGGCGACAGGGCCUUCUACAACUGCGAAGGUAUCGUUAACGCCUCAAUUCCUCUUACAAUUAAGAAGAUUGGGGAGUUUGCAUUCUUCAAUUGCAAAGGACUUAUAUAUCUCGAGUUCCCAGCCGUCGCGGAAAUGGGAAAGGAUGCUUUCGCUUCAUGUGAGCGCCUUACAAACAUCUCAUUUGGCGCAAGCUUGACAGUGUUAGAACAAUACGUCUUUUCAGACUGCCCGAACCUCCAGUAUGUCGAUGGAAUCAAAAAUGUUAACCAGAUCAAAGAAGGUGUCUUCAAAGACUGUGAUGCUUUGACAGAUUUCAUUGUUCCAGAUGGAGUUUCAGUUAUCUCAGGCAAAUCAUUCACAAAGUCCGCUAUUACCACAAUUACAUUUCCACCAUCUAUAAAAAUGAUUAGCGCAAACGCUUUCUCAUCUUGCGGCAAAUUACAAACAAUCAAGUUCUCCGGUGACAACAACAUCGAAAACAUUGCUGACUUUGCAUUCAAAGACUGUGUUAACCUUACAUCAUUUGAUUUCGGAUCUAAACUUACUAAGAUCGGAAAAUUAGCUUUUACAAACACAGCUUUGAAGUCAGUUACCAUUGCAGCAAGUGUUACAUCAAUUGAUUCCACAGCAUUCUCAGAUAUCAGCACUAUUUCUGAGAUCAAAGUUGACGCAAGCAAUCAAUAUUACGUCAAUGGUGCCUGUGGAGCUGUUUACAGCAAAGACAAGACUUCACUCUGCUGGUUCAUCCCAACAUACACUGGAGAAUUCAAGUACGAACAAGAGUUGACAACAAUCAAGCAAUACGCAUUCUCUGGUGCAACAAUUUCAGAAGUUUCCAUUCCAGAGUCAGUUACAACAAUUGAAAAAGAUGCAUUUGCAUCAUCUUUGAUCCAAACAAUCAAAGUUCCAGGCAAAUUCAAAGAAAUUCCAGAAUACUUCGCUAUCAAGUCUGAAAACUUAGUCAACUUAGUUCUUAACGAAGGAAUCACAACAAUUGGAAACAGCUCAUUUGCUGAUUGCACAAAAUUAGUUGAAGUUAAACUUCCAAAUUCAUUGGAGAAACUUUCUCAUUAUUCAUUCAGAGGCUGCACAUCUCUCAAGGAAAUCAACUUAGAGAAUGUUAGUAGAUUAGGAUUAUCAGUUUUCGGUGGAUGCACUUCAUUAGAGAGAGUCAGUAUUCCAUCUGCAAUCAGAAGAUUAUCUAACUAUUUGUUCAGUGGAUGCACAUCACUUUAUGAAGUCACAUUAAAUGAUAUGAUCACAUCAAUUGGAGCUGGAUGCUUCCAACAAUGCACUGCACUUAAGAGUAUCACAUUACCAAAGUCUCUUAAGAGAAUUAACAAACAAGCAUUCACUCAGUCUUCAAUCCAGAACUUGAUCAUUCCAGAAAAUGUUUCUAGAAUUGUUGGUGAAGCUUUCUUGAACAUGCCAGAGUUGGAAACAAUUGUUUUCAAUGGAGUUAUCAACUCAAUUGAAGAAUUCCCAUUCGCUUACUGUCCUAAAUUACACGCCAUCACAUUCUUUAACAAUAUCCAAAAUGUCUCAGAUUACUUCCUUGGUGAUGACGUCGAAGCAUUAAGAGAUUUCAGAUAUUGCGGCACUCAAGAAGUCAAGGGUGAUUUCUUAAACAAGUACGCUGGAACACAAGGUUUCGUUGCUUCUGUUGGUGAUUACUACAAACACGGAACAAUCGGAGGAAUCACUGCACACGUAACAACACUUUGCCAUGCUCCAUACGUUCCAACACCUGCUCCAACACAGGAACCAACUGCAACUCCAAAACCAGACAACCAUAAGAAGAAUCUCAUACUAAUCUUGUCAUUAGUAAUAAUCGGAACAAUCAUCCUCACUGCUCUGAUUGUCACAUUCGUUGUCAGAUGCGUAAUGAAGAAGACUGGAUGGAAGAAGAAUGAGACAUUAACAGAGUCCCUUCUUACACAAACAGUAUAA